Molecule: messenger RNA, 6078 nt
Organism: Lingula anatina
Lineage: Eukaryota; Metazoa; Brachiopoda; Lingulata; Lingulida; Lingulidae
Product: NACHT and WD repeat domain-containing protein 2
Molecular function (GO): protein binding
Source: RefSeq, a predicted model, not a curated record
GCGGAACUAGUUUUAUCGUCAGCCAUGUUUGUUGCCAUUAACAACGCAUACAUAGCCCUUGUGAGCAAUCAAUACAAUAAGAUUAAGCCGAUAUCACCUAUGGGUCGGUAAUCUCGUUAGCGACAAGUUAAAGUCAUGGUAUCCACGCGUUAUCGCUAUUGAGAGCUGGCGGGGAAAGAAAGCUCCUGCAGUAGUCAAACGCCAUCGAAACUGACAAUCGCAAGACAUGAUUCCGGUGGCGACAACUUAUUCAAAGCUACCGUGAGUCGAUUAGGUUAUUGGGUUUAAUUCGGAGACUUGCUGUGAUAAACCGUAUACGCCAUGGACGAGAGGGUGAGAGCUGUCUUAGCAGGGCAGAUGCCCGUUGAGAAGCUCCCAGAAAGUCCCCCACGAGUGGUCAGAAUAUACGUAUCCUGUACACCCACAGAUAUGAUCCAAGAGCGCAACGCCCUGAUGCAACAGGUUUAUCCCAAGCUUAGGGAAUAUUGUAAAGAGAAGCAUGGAAUUGAGCUACAGAUGGUGGACCUGCGAUGGGGCGUCCUCCCGGGUAUCAGGGACGAUCACAACCAGGCUGAACUGUUUCUCCAAGAGCUAGAAAGAUGCCAGAGAGUGUCCGCUGGACCAAGUUUUGUGGCACUUAUUGGUCAGCGGUAUGGUGAUCGACCCCUCCCGGCAACGAUACCCGAGCACGAAUACGAAGUUCUCCGAAACUCACUCCGGCGAAAUCGCAGCCGAGAGACCCGUGACGCUGGCAUGUUAGACCACUGGUACUUUAAAGACACUAACGCCAUACCACCCGUUUAUGUGCUACAGCCAAUAAGUUCUGUGAUAUCUGACUUUAACGAAAUGAAUGACCCAGAAGUUAGAAAAGCAGCUCAAGAGCAAUGGCUGCACACAGAGAACAGUCUACGAAAGCUUCUCCAGAAAGGGGCGGAGUUAUGUCACAAGGAAGGCAGUAUGGACGGUUACAGCAAGCACAAAUAUUUCAUGGGAGAAUUUGAGAAUGAGCUCCGCCACGGAAUUGAAAACGCCCCGAGACCACGUGACACAGCUUUUGUGUUCAUGCGUGAAAUAGAAGACUUGAAAAACUAUGUUACUCACAAAAACACUCCAAAAUUCAUGGACAUACGGUGGAACUGGAAAGAAGAAAAACUAGAAAUUGACUCAGACUCCCAAAGGUUCCUCUACGAUCUCAAAAACGGCAAAGUACCUGCAUGGAUGGGAAAACAAAACAUUGAUAAAUUUUCAAUUUUGUGGCGCUUUGAGAAAGUUGUGCACCCUGAUCUUCACAAAGCAUACAUUAACGAUUUCUGUGACAAAUUCCAUGAUACUGUCAUUAGACUCGUUGACAAGGCGGCAUUUUCCUAUACACCGAUCCCUGCACCACCUAUCUUUGAUACAGUUCUGCCACAUUGGCUGAUAACUCAAAGAAAAUGCCGUGACUUCUUCGGCAGAGAGGAGAUAAUGGACCGCAUUUACGCGUACGUCACAGGGCAUUCCAAGCAGCCACUGGUGCUACACGGGCAAUCGGGUUGCGGCAAAACUUGCGUCUUUGCAAAGGCACAAGAAGAGGUACCACAAUGGGUCCCGGACUGCACCACAAUCGUACGUUAUCUUGGCAUCAACGCAGAGAGUGCCGACAUCCGCCAGGUGAUAUACGGCGUCUGCCACCAACUGGCGCUGUUGGAGGGAGAAGACGAGCACCACAUCCCCACCGACUACAAAGCACUGUUGAAAUACUUCUUUGAUCUCCUCGAACACUACCCGGAAGACCGGCACCUGGUCUUAUUUUUCGACUCUCUCGAGACCCUGAAUCCGGAACACAAUGCUCACUACCUAGUAUGGCUUCCAGAAAAGCUCAACCCCAACGUGAAAAUUGUUCUUUCCACGUUACCCGAGAAGCACGAUAUUUUGGAUCGUCUUCGCACAGAGGUCAUCAAGAAUCCGAAUUAUUUCAUUGAAGUGCCACCACUGUCAGUAGACAACUGCGUCUUACUGAUGGAGUACUACCUACAGCGCGUUGGUCGGCAGAUCAGCGACGAUCAGCUCCGAGUCGUUCGUAGAGCGUUUGAAUGCUGUUCCCUGCCGCUGUUUGUCCGCCUUACAGUCGAGGAGGUCACCCGCUGGCGGUCGUACACAAAACCAGCCCUGAAGAUGAUCGUCAAUACAAUCCAACAAGCCAUUGGCGUCAUAUUUGACCAGUUGGAGGCGAUUCACGGCAAAACCCUAGUCUCUCACUCGCUUACGUAUCUAACAGCUUCGGCUACCGGCUUAAGCGAUGGUGAAAUGGAAGACCUUCUGUCGUUGGACGACAUGAUACUAGACGAGAUUUACCGAACGUGGCACCCGCAGGUCCGCCGCAUUCCUCCACUGGUAUGGGUUCGUCUACGCGCAGACCUUGAGCCAUUCCUCUUUCAAAGAGAAGUAGACGGCGUGGUCGUGAGCUUUUGGAACCACAGAGAGUUCGUCGAGGCGGCCAAGCAGCGCUACUUGGCCGAUGAAGAAAUGUGCAAGAGAAUAUAUUCCGAAAUGGCUAACUAUUUUUCUUGCUCUUGGCAUGGCCGUCCAAAACCGUUCAACUUCUCUCCAGCCGUCGCCAAAAGUAUGGGACUCUCGUCUACGGCCAGUUCAGCUGACAGGUUAGUGUUAUCCCAGCCUCUCACUUUUGUCGGAAGUGAUGGUACAACUCGCUAUAAUAAGCGCAAGUACGACCAAAUGCCACGUACCCUUUACCUCUCUGGGCGUCUGAACGAGUUGAACAAGAUGGCCUUCUUCAACUAUCUGUGGCUGUAUAACAAAUCCAAGGCGUUAUCCAUACAACACAUUAUCGCCACUUUUGCCUUGAAUCCCGGGACCGAAUCAAACCUGGUGAAAGGUGCUCUGCAAGCAUGCCAACCAGUGAUACUCAAGAACAUGAACAACAUGGCCGCCGAACUUACGGGUCGACUUUUGACGUACUACGCAUCCCACCCAAACAUUCGCCACCUCAUACAGCAGUGUGAUGUAGAAGGGUUGCAGCAUUCAGCUCUCGUGCCAGCUUUCCCUUAUCAUCAAGUACCCGGGGGUCCUCUGCAGCACACUCUCGAAUCCCCAACUCCACUCCAGUUUUUCCAGCUUCUGGGUAGCGACUCAAGAUACCUUUUAGCCAAGGAGAGAUCCAGUCAGAAUAUCCUUGUGUUUGAUCUUGCCACAGGGGAGUGGAAGUACGAUAUUCAAGCGUCAGCUGGAGACAUGCAUUUGACACCAGAUGGCUCCAUGAUCGUCUUGCUGGACCACGUGACCGAGAUGUCAGUGAAGAUUCACAGAAGCGAUACAGGAAAAUACGUAGGGCAACUCAUCCCCUUGAAUCACACAACGGGGGAGACGAGUGAGAAGUACAAAUUAGGCAGGAUGUCUCUGUCUAAUGAAUUCCUAUGCAUUAUUGCCACGUUUGAAAAAAGCUACCUUUGUAUCGCCAGCGUCAAUGAAUGCAAAUUCAUCGAAGUUGUAAAUUUAAAUGGUAAAGCCAGCGUUUGCACGAUCACGCCCGAUUCUAGAUUCGUUUUUACCAACUCUGCUGAGACUCUGAUGUCAUAUGAUUUGUUCACACUAGAACAUGUGUGCAGCCUUCCGCUUGAGCAUCGACCAAACCACGUUGUUUUUACCAGAGAGGGCCACAGAGGGUUUGUGAGUAACCUGGAGGAGAACGUUAUCACUGUGCUACAUGCCAAAGAGGGAUACGUCGAUCUCACGUACAAGAUAUCCCUAACGGAGCUUCUGAAGGGAGAUCAAAUAUCCGACCUCGUUGUUUCCCAUAAUGAGAAAUAUCUUCUUGUGAGAGGAAACAGCAACUUGGUCAUAUACGGCGUGAAGAAUGAGAAGGUUCUUUCCUGCUUUGGUAGACCCUCCGACACACCAGUGCAGUUCAAACUACCACAGAGAAGUCUGACCGACCUGAACUUCACCCAAGCCAAGUUCUCCCAAGACGACCAGUACGUUCUAGCAACGAUCUUUAGAAACAUCUACAUCAUCGAUGUAUUGUCGGGAAACUUGGUCACAAAACUGCAGUCUCCCAUGGGAAUUAUCACGAGCCUGCUUUUGCCAGACAAACGCAAGCAGAUAGUGACACACAUUGAGAACUCUGAUGUCAUCCACGUGUGGAACCUUGACGACGCAAUCAAACACGUGGAUACCCUGGAUCGCCUCACCGGACGCAUCCAGGAAGUUUUGGUCACCAAGGACAACACAGUGUCCUUUGUCCGUUGCCAUAACAGCGAUGAGGUCGGGGUCAUUGACAUGAGCACGGGUCAACUUUGUGACCUCUUGACCCACGAGAGUCCCUUGACUGGCUUAAGCAUCACCACGGACGGGAGAUACGCGUUUGUGUCGGUGCAGCCAAAACGACCAGGGAUCACUAAUAAAAUAUGGCAUAUGGAAGAGAGGAAAAUCAUCCACGAAUUUGGUGAGGUGGGAGGUUACAGUGUACCGUUGCACAAUGUGAGCACCAUCAUCAGUGUGUGCCAGAAAGAAAUUGACUUCAAGGCUCCGUACUACAUCAGCUUGUUCAAGUUUGAAGAAGACCGAGUUGUGGAAGUGCAGUGUGAUUUAACACUGAACUUUGUCCUUAGCAAACCAUUCGUCACCAAAGAGGACAGAUAUCUGAUUGUCCUCACAGCGGAUGAGUACAAUGAGUAUAAAGCAGAGUACAACAGCCCCGCUAUCUGUGCCUUUUCUCUUGAGAACGAUUUCGCCGUGGCAUCUUACAGCCCUGCUGACCUUCGCUCAUGCGUUAAUGUUAAGCGCAUGCUGGAUGUUCGUCCUCACGAAAGUAACCCUUAUGCCGUCAUUGUGCUGUACUCGUGCGCAGCAGAGGAGGAUGAAUACAGCGGAGUAUCCAGUGGCUACACGUCUGGAAUCGGGUUCCUGAUAUUAGACGUAUGCAGCGGAGCCGUCAUCCACGUGUGUGACACAUUCUUCCCACCAGAUGUCGACUUGAGCAGAAUCUUAAUCAACCAAGACGUGACCCUCUGCAUGGAUGCCCAGUCCCACAUCUACGAUAUUACCACAGGGUUUUGGAAAUGUCAGCUGGUGCCCACAGGGACUUGUCCACAGAGGUUCGCCCUCAACGGGAAAGCUGUGAUUUACUACGAAGAUCAAGAGGUCUACGUGAUCAGAGUUGAAGACGGCAAGGAAAUUGCUCGGUGUGACGUCCAUAUGCCGAUCACAUGUGUUGAAGUCUGCCAUGACCAGAGAACGAUUGUCGUAGGUUGCAGCGACGGUGCGGUCUCGGCAUACGUCCUCAUUGACGAGCGGUACGACAACGCCAAGGAGAUCGUGAAGACCAUCCCCAGUCGCCAGUUGCCGCUUAGCACGGAUAUUGACGGACGAACUUCAAGGUCGUGGGACAAGGUCGAAAGUUCGGCGCCCCAAACACCCAUACGGCUUCCCUCAGCUCUUAGUCUUGGCCAAAGCGAGAAAGAGAUGCUCAGAAAGAUCAAACCUGUCGACAGAAUACGACCCCAAUCUGACACUUUGAUUUACCUCAAUGCGAGGUCGAAGACGUGCUCCGUAAUGUGACUGCAAGAGUGCCAUUAAAUAACUUAUGCAGGAUAUCUUUAAUGACUUGUCAAACAGUCAGAUUAACAAAAAAUCUUGUGCGAUUUUUCUGUACUGCUGUGGAGAUAUACGUAUAAUUUAACCCUUAUUUGAAUUGUAUAUUUAUUGUAAAUAAUGUAAAGUUUUUUGAUGGUUUUGAUACCUUGAGAAUCCUCUAUACGCAGCAUUUAUUGGCAGCGUGUGAAUGCUAAUUGUGUUACAUAGGCCAGACCCGAUAGUAAACACAUCAUGCUUUCUGAUAUUAUAUAUAUAUAUAUAUAAUCGUUGCUAAACGAGACUGAGAGAUGACUAUAUUUAUGUUUUUUACCUAGACACGUUCAACCGCCAGUGGUUCGUAGUGUUUUACUGUCAUAUUUUAAAGGUCCCUGAAAAGCGAGGUACAUGUACAUGUACAACUUUAAUUAAAGUUAUGACGGUUAUUAUCUCAGCAUUCACUUUAAAAUUUAAACUUUAGAAAGAACCACAAAAUUACUUAACAAUGGC